Molecule: messenger RNA, 1766 nt
Organism: Eutrema salsugineum
Lineage: Eukaryota; Viridiplantae; Streptophyta; Magnoliopsida; Brassicales; Brassicaceae
Product: cold-responsive protein kinase 1
Exons: 7
Coding region: 316-1506 (396 amino acids)
Biological process (GO): protein phosphorylation
Molecular function (GO): protein kinase activity; ATP binding
Source: RefSeq, a predicted model, not a curated record
UCAUUGACUUUUAUUACCCGCCACCAUAUCAAGACCGUCUUCCUUCUUCAUUCGUUCCUCACAGUCUCAUUUCAACAAAUCCGUAAUCUGAUAUCACACACGCGGCGAUACAAGGAGAGAGAGAGAGAGAGACAACGACUAUUUGAUCGCGUAAAGACUAAAAGACAGAGGCUUUUUAUACCAACUUUAGCCGAGCAGCCAGUUUUCAACCUCUGCGAUUUCUGAAUCACUAUCUCUCCCUCUCUUCCUCGCUGUUCCUAAUUUAGGAUUUUUUUUUUUCCCUGAGAAACAGGUCACAGGUCUGUCUUAACGUUGAUGGGUUGCUCCUGGUUCUCAUGCCGUAAGAGUGGGGGAAAACCUUCAGAAGUUGAUGGAGAAAUCGCAGCGAUAGACAACGUAAAGAUUUACAAAUAUAAAGAGAUACGUCAGGCUACAGAUGAUUUCAAUUCUCUGAAUAAAAUUGGAGAAGGAGGGUUUGGUUCUGUGUACAAGGGUAAUCUUAAAGAUGGAAAGAUCGCAGCUAUCAAAGUCCUGUCAGCUGAGUCAAGACAAGGUGUAAGAGAAUUCUUGACUGAGAUCAAUGUGAUAUCAGAAAUACAGCAUGAUAAUUUGGUUAAGUUAUAUGGAUGCUGCGUUGAGGGGAAUCACAGGAUUCUUGUUUACAAUUACCUCGAGAACAAUAGCCUCGAUAAGACGCUUCUAGCUGGGGGCUACACUCGGAGUGGGAUACUGUUUGAUUGGAGUACUCGGGCCAAUAUAUGCGUUGGGAUUGCUAAAGGUCUUGCUUUUCUUCAUGAAGAAGUACGUCCACACAUAAUUCACAGAGAUAUCAAGGCAAGCAACAUUCUACUUGACAAAGAUUUAUCUCCCAAGAUCUCUGAUUUUGGACUCGCGAGGCUUAUGCCACCUAACAUGACUCAUGUCAGCACCCGUGUCGCGGGUACAAUUGGUUAUUUAGCGCCAGAGUAUGCUGUUAGGGGACAGUUGACGCGUAAAGCCGAUAUAUACAGCUUUGGGGUCCUUCUUAUGGAGAUAGUCAGUGGAAGAAGUAACAAAAACACCCGGUUACCCACGGAAUAUCAAUAUCUUCUAGAAAGAGCUUGGGAACUUUUUGAGCGGAAUGAGCUCGUGGAUCUAGUUGACUCAGGUUUGAAUGGAGUCUUUGACGCAGAGGAAGCUUGUCGGUACCUAAAAAUCGGUCUAUUGUGCACACAAGACAGUCCUAAGCUAAGGCCAACUAUGUCUACAGUGGUGAGGUUGUUAACAGGGGAGAAGGAUAUAGACUACAAGAAAAUAUCCAGACCGGGUUUGAUAUCUGAUUUCAUGGACAUGAAAGUGAGAGGACCCGUUGAGACAAAACCAGAGGAAGUGAACAGACACAGCUACACAAACCCUUCUUCUUCGUCGAAUGCCUCGUCUAACUCCGGGACUAGAGAUAACUCAAAUGCUUAUUCAUCAGGGGCUUCCUCAGCUUAUGCUGGUAAUACUUUCAGCAGUACCAUUUAGAAAAGAAAAAAAAAAUCCUUUUUUUUUAAAAUUGUUAUUGUUUGUUGGUUUUUGAGAUGUAAAUGGGGGAAAUCAGUGUUUGAUGUUUUUGUGUGUCUCUUCUUCUUCCUUGGAUUCAAACAGAGGUUUUAUGUUAGAUUUUGAAACAAUAGCAACUGCAGAACAUGAAGUUUCUACCACACUGUUUCCAGUGUUUGUUGUUUAAGUCGUUCUUUGUUGCAAACAAUGAUUUCAGUGUAUAUAUAUACAAGGUUGAAGUU